AUGUCGAUUGGUGGCAUUGGAGUUUAUGAUCAACAACCGCAAGUUUCACAGGAUACGUUCGUAGUAGUUGGUGAACCGGAUGUAAUCAGAAGUGAAGAAAUUACUACGAAUGGUGUAACGAAUGAUGUUACAUAUGAUACCGGAAAAGAUUGUUAUCGGGAAUCUGGUAAUGACAGUGUUACAUCCGAAGAAACAGCUGUAUUAGAAAUAGGUAAACGUCGAUCGGUAUAUUUAACGAGUACGGCAGCGGAACGAUAUGGUCAGGAAGCUGGUUGUAGUGUAGCAAAAAUUACCCGAAAUGAUGAUUGUUUAGAAUGUUCCGAACGUUUGCUGCCGCAAAGUGAUAGCAUGUAUCAUGAUGCAGGUUCAGAAUUAGUUGCCGCUGAUAAUAAUGGUGAGCAUCAGACGUUGCGUGAUAUUUCACGUUGUGCACCACGUGAAAUUAGCUACGAAACAUCGCAGUGUGAUAUGCAACCGCAGCACUGUAACAUGCAGCAGCAACAUUGCAACGUUCAAACACAACACUGUGAUGCUAGUCGUGAAGCGCAUCCCAGAGAGAAAAAUAAUGUAAAGAAUGAAAUUGACUCUGACGAAAACGCAUCUCACUUGCUGAUCAGUUUGAGCAAUGCAUUAAACCCUGGUGAGGCUGAAUAUAUUGAUCGUUAUCGUCCAAAGGGCCGUCCUAGAGGUCCCAAACAUCCCGUUUGGAAUUUUUUCAAAUUUUACAAAUCUGGUGGACUUACUUUGGGAUAUAUGUGUUUAAUGUGUGGUAAUGGAUUUACUGGUCCUCCAAAUACCACAAAUGCUACAAAACAUCUUCGUUGUAAGCAUAAACAUGAAUAUUUGCUGUAUUUUGAUUUACUGGAAGGUGCAAAGCAGGGAACAUUCUUCGGUGAUGUGCACCAGUCAAUCAGAGAGCUUGUUUCAAAAAGAGGUGUCAAAGCAGAAGCAUGCACUUCGGUAGGUAAUACUGCUGAAGGUUCUAUUCCGAACUACGAAAUCAUGAAUGAAGCUGUACACCGGAAUCAUGAUUGGACGGACGAUACCGCGGGUAGCUCGCAAGAUGCUAAACUUCAUUCGUUUCUUUGUUCUGCACUAAUAUCGAAUACUUCUAAAAAUUCGCUUGUUCGAUAUGAUGUAAGCAAUUCUGGUGAGAAUUCUGAAGUUUCAUCAUCUGGAGAAGUUAUCUUUACUGGUUCAUCCGUUGGAGAUGCGGAAGCGGGUUCAUCAGCUGUAAGCAGUGAUUCUACGGGACAGUUUGCUGGGCAAGUUGAAUCGUUCCUUCGUGAUUAUCGUCGUCUGGAAACCGAAUGUCGAAGAUUACGUGCCGAAGUAGCUGCCAAAGAUGAACAUAUCAAAACGCUUCGUUUAAAUUUGAUGGACGAACGAAAUAAGCGAAAAAGCGCACUGAUACUUGUACAGCGUGCGUUGAUCGAUGAGUGA
This is a messenger RNA of Cercopithifilaria johnstoni, 1443 nucleotides long. The record is from the annotation of a GenBank genome assembly. NCBI's taxonomy places the organism in Eukaryota, Metazoa, Nematoda, Chromadorea, Rhabditida, Onchocercidae.